Messenger RNA from Prosopis cineraria, 6310 nucleotides. RefSeq names its product brefeldin A-inhibited guanine nucleotide-exchange protein 1. The record is from RefSeq and is a predicted model, not a curated record. Lineage: Eukaryota; Viridiplantae; Streptophyta; Magnoliopsida; Fabales; Fabaceae. Gene Ontology annotation, molecular function: guanyl-nucleotide exchange factor activity. Gene Ontology annotation, cellular component: trans-Golgi network. Gene Ontology annotation, biological process: regulation of ARF protein signal transduction.
CGAAGAUUAUAGGAAAAAUUCGUGUCAAAACUCUGCUUCCCCCUCGACUCUAAUCUGGAUCUAAGCAUUCGAAGUGCCAUUAACAGGACUCCAAUUCAUUUCACAGAAACAUCGGCACAGGAGCCAGAGCCUCUCAUCCUGCAAAUUGUCACACUAUUCCCAAGCCCCCAACGCCAACCAAAGGGAGAUCGAAUUUUUGAACGGUGGUACUCAUCACUUUUGGUUCUUGUUGACACAUACCAGUUAAUGCGAACAUUUUCUAUGGUCCAAUCUCUCUCGCUGUACAUUCUAUCCCUGCAAGAUGUCCGCAUCCCUGGCCUUGGGGGGUCCUUCACGCUGCGGCCGGGUUCUGGGUCCAUCACUGGACAAGAUAAUAAAGAAUGCGGCCUGGCGUAAGCACUCCCACCUCGUCUCCGCCUGCAAAUCAUCCCUAGACAAGCUCGAAACCCUAUCUGAUUCUGACUUUGCCCCAUCCGAUGCCCAAUCUCCUCUUUCGGGUCUCUCCUACUCGGACGCAGAAUAUGUGCUUCAACCUCUCUUUCUUGCGCUGGACUCCGCUUACUCGAAGGUUGUUGAACCUGCUCUUGAAUGUACCUUUAAAUUGAUCUCUCUCGGCCUUGUCCAUGGCGAGAUUGAUCGCGCUGAUAGCGGUACUACUGCGACUGAUUCACAGUCCAAAAUUGUCUUCAGGCUUAUUGAUGCCGUUUGUAAGUCUGGCGGCCUUGGGGAGGAGGCGAUUGAAUUGGGCGUGCUCAGAGUUUUGCUUUCAGCUGUACGAUCCCCCUGCAUUUUGAUCCGGGCGGACUGUCUCAUUCAUAUUGUGAGAACUUGUUAUAAUGUUUACCUUGGUGGGUUAAACGGUACCAAUCAGAUCUGUGCAAAAUCGGUUCUUGCCCAGAUUAUGAUCAUUGUCUUCACAAGGGUCGAGGAAGACUCUAUGGAUGUCCACGUCAAAAGAGCUUCUGUCAGUCAACUUUUGGAAUUCACGGACAAGAAUUUGAACGAGGGGAAUUCCAUACUUUUUUGCCAAAACUUCAUUAACGAGGUAAUGGAGGCAAGUGAGGGUGUUCCUUUUCCUAAUAGUAAGGCAAUGUCCCUUUCAUCGCCACUGGAAUUGCAAAAUAGCUCUGGAUCAGUGUUGCAAGCAGCAGAUGAAUCAGGUUUUUCGAGUAAUGGGGAGUUUGAUAAUGAAGCUGGAGUAAGUGUCAGUAAGAUUAGGGAGGACGGUAUUCUUCUUUUCAAAAAUCUGUGCAAAUUGACAAUGAAAUUUUCAUCUCAACGACACUCUGACGAUCGCAUCCUCUUGAGAGGUAAAAUUUUGUCAUUGGAGCUCCUUAAGGUUGUGAUGGAUAGUACCGGCUCAAUUUGGCGCGUUAAUGAGAGGUUCCUUGAUGCCAUCAAACAAUAUCUUUGCUUGUCAUUGUUAAAGAACAGUGCCCUGUCAGUCAUGGCCAUCUUUCAGCUUCAAUGUUCUAUUUUCAUGAACUUGUUAUCAAAGUUCAGGUCAGGGUUGAAAAAAGAAAUUGGCAUGUUUUUUCCCAUGCUUAUCCUCCAGGUUCUUGAGAAUGUUCUGCAGCCAAGUUUUCUACAGAAAAUGACUGUCCUCAACUUAUUGGACAAAUUAGCUCAAGAUCCUCAAAUUAUCAUUGACAUUUUUGUCAACUAUGACUGUGAUGUGGACGCUUCGAAUAUAUUUGAAAGGAUUGUCAAUGGCCUUCUUAAAACUGCAUUAGGGCCACCUGCCGGCUCAACUACAGCUUUGUCUCCAGCACAAGAUAUUACUUUCCGACAUGAGUCUGUGAAGUGUUUGGCCAGCAUCAUCAAGUCAAUGGGAGCAUGGAUGGACCAGCAAAUAAGGAUUGGUGAUUCAUAUUUGCCUAAAAGCUCUGAAAGCAGUAGCAUGAUAGAGAAUCAUCUAAGUUCAAACGGAGAAGAAGGAAAUGCUUCUGACCAUGAGUUUCAUCCUGAUGUAAAUCCUGAAUUUUCAGAUGCUGCUACUCUAGAGCAGCGUCGGGCAUAUAAAAUUGAACUUCAGAAAGGUAUAUCACUUUUUAAUCGAAAACCUUCCAAGGGUAUUGAUUUUUUGACAAGCAACAAAAUUGGAAUUUCUCCAGAAGAAGUGGCUCUUUUCCUUAAGAACACUACUUCCCUUGAUCAAACCAAGAUUGGUGACUAUUUGGGGGAAAGAGAUGAAUUUUCUCUCAAAGUUAUGCAUGCUUACGUUGACUCCUUUAAUUUCAAAGGGAUGGAUUUUGGUGAAGCCGUAAGGUUUUUUCUUCAGGGCUUUAGGCUGCCUGGUGAGGCACAGAAGAUUGAUCGCAUCAUGGAAAAGUUUGCUGAACGUUAUUGUAAAUGCAAUCCAAGUUCUUUUAGUAGUGCAGAUACUGCCUAUGUUUUGGCUUACUCUGUGAUAAUGCUCAAUACAGAUGCUCAUAAUAGCAUGGUGAAAGAUAAGAUGACAAAGGCUGAUUUUAUUCGAAACAACCGUGGAAUAGAUGAUGGCAAGGAUCUGCCAGAAGAAUAUCUCGGUGCCCUGUAUGAUCAAAUUGUUAAAAGUGAAAUCAAGAUGAAUGCUGAUUCUUCUGCACCUCAGAGCAAACAGGCAAAUAGCUUUAAUAGAUUGCUGGGUUUGGAUGGUUUACUCAACCUUAUGAACUGGCAGCAGAAUGAGGAUAAAGUGGUGGGUGCAAAUGGCCUUCUCAUCCGUCACAUUCAGGAGCAGUUUAAGUCGAAGUCUGGAAAAUCAGAAUCUGUCUAUCAUGCUGUCACAGAUGUGGCAAUAUUGAGGUUUAUGGUGGAAGUCUGCUGGGGUCCUAUGCUGGCUGCUUUCAGUGUAACUCUUGACCAGAGUGAUGACCGGAUGGCCACUUCUGAAUGCUUGCAGGGAUUUCGACAUGCUGUACAUGUUACAUCCGUGAUGGGUAUGCAGACUCAGAGGGAUGCUUUUGUUACAUCUGUUGCAAAAUUUACGUAUCUGCACUGUGCUGCAGAUAUGAAGCAGAAAAAUGUUGAUGCAGUCAAGGCUAUAAUUUCAAUUGCCAUUGAAGAUGGGGAUUACCUUCAUGAAGCAUGGGAACACAUAUUAACAUGCCUCUCCCGUAUCGAGCAUUUGCAACUCUUGGGUGAGGGUGUGCCGCCUGAUGCAUCCUUCUUUGCUUCAUCUAGUGUUGAAUCAGAGGAGAAAGUGUCAAAGACUUCAGGUUUUUCUUCUUUGAAGAAGAAAGGAACCCUUCAGAAUCCAGCUGUGGCAGCUGUUGUUCGUGGUGGUUCAUAUGACAGCACAAGUGCUGGGAUCAACGCUUCUGGACUUGUAACACCAGAACAGAUUAAUAACUUCAUUUCAAACUUAAAUCUGCUGGAUCAGAUUGGGAACCUUGAAUUAAAUCAUGUGUUUGCUCAUAGUCAAAGGUUGAACAGUGAGGCAAUAGUAGCUUUUGUGAAGGCACUUUGUAAAGUUUCCAUUUUGGAGUUGCAGUCUCCCACAGACCCCCGUGUAUUCAGCCUCACUAAAAUAGUAGAAAUUGCGCAUUAUAAUAUGAACCGCAUCAGAUUAGUGUGGUCUCGCAUAUGGAGUGUUCUAUCAGAUUUCUUUGUAUCUGUUGGAUUAUCUGAAAACCUAUCAGUUGCAAUCUUUGUGAUGGACUCCUUGCGGCAACUUGCAAUGAAGUUUUUGGAACGUGAAGAGCUAGCUAAUUACAAUUUCCAGAAUGAAUUUUUGAGACCAUUCGUGAUUGUUAUGAGGAAAAGCAGUUCUGCAGAAAUCAGAGAAUUGAUAGUUCGCUGCAUUUCACAAAUGGUCCUUAGCAGGGUCAGUAAUGUGAAAUCUGGCUGGAAAAGUGUUUUUAUGGUUUUCACUGUCGCUGCUGAAGAUGAGAGGAAGAAUAUUGUCUUGUUAGCAUUUGAGACCAUGGAAAAAAUUGUUCGUGAAUUUUUCCCAUAUAUUACAGAGACAGAAACAACUACAUUCACUGAUUGUGUUAGAUGCCUUCUAACAUUUACAAAUAGCCGAUUUAACAGUGACGUUAGCCUCAAUGCAAUUGCUUUUCUUCGCUUCUGUGCGGUCAAACUUGCUGAUGGAGGACUUGUUUGCAAUAAGAAUAGCAGUGUGGAUGGCUCAUCAAUUGCUGUAUCUAAUGGUGUUCCAGUUGUGGAAUCUUCUAUUGAUAAAGAUGAUCAUGUAUCUUAUUGGAAUCCAUUGCUAUCAGGGUUGUCAAAAUUAACAUGUGAUCCCAGAUCAGCUAUCAGAAAGAGUUCUUUGGAGGUGCUUUUUAACAUACUAAAGGAUCAUGGUCAUCUAUUCUCAUGCUCAUUUUGGGACAGUCUUUUUUGUUCUGUUAUUUUCCCGUUGUAUAACUCUGUAUCUGGAAACAGAGAAACGAGUGACCAGUAUUCAGCUUCUGUAUCUGGGAAUCCUGAAGGAAGCUUGUGGGAUUCUGAGACUUCUGCAGUGGCAGCCGAGUGUUUAAUAGAUUUAUUUGUCUCCUUUUUUGACAUGGUGAGGUCUCAACUGCCAGGCGUGGUGUCAGUAUUGAUGGAAUUUUUAAGAAGUCCCGUUCAAGGUCCAGCUAGUACAGGAGUUGCAGGAUUAGUGCGUCUUACUGGUGUCCUGGGUAGCAGGUUUUCAGAAGAAGAAUGGAAAGAGAUUUUUCUAGCCUUGAAAGAUGCGGCUGCAUCAACUGUGCCUGCGUUCAUGAAGGUCUUAAGAACCAUGAAUAAUAUAGAUAUUCUCUACAUUUAUCAGUCUUCUGCUGAUGUGGAAAGGUCUUCGGAUCAUGAAUUGACAAGUGAUGAUUUUGAUGAUGAUAAUCUUCAAACUGCUGCAUAUGUUGUGUCAAGAAUGAAGAAUCAUAUUGCUACGCAGCUACUUAUUGCCCAGGUUGCAACUGAUCUCUACAAAAUGCACCAGCAGUCUUUAUCAGCAAUCAAUAUCAAAAUCCUCCUUGAAUUAUAUUCGUCCAUCGCAUCUCAUGCGCAUCAGCUGAACACUGAUUCAGUCCUCCUGAAGAAGUUGCAGAAGGCGUGCUCUGUCCUGGAGCUAUCUGGUCCGCCCAUGGUUCAUUUUGAAAACGAGUCCUACUUGAAUCAUCUGAACUUUCUUCAAACUAUACUUGUCUGUGAUCCUUCUCUGCAUGAUGAGAUGGACUUAGAGCCAGAGUUUGUAGCCGUAUGUGAAAAUAUAUUGUCUAUUUACCUAAAUUGCACUGGUUUUGUAUCCACCUACAACAAACCAGAUGCCCGGCUGGUGCUACAUCGGAAACAUCCUUCGAGCUCAGGAAAGAAGGAGGAAAUAGCUGCUAGGACUUCUCUAGUCGUUUCAGCGUUGCAAGGGUUGAGUGCUUUGAAUAAGGAUUCAUUCAGGAAGUACAUUCCACACUUCUUUCAUUUGUUGGUAGAUCUAGUGCGGAGUGAACACGCAUCUGGAGAAGUUCAACUUGCCCUAAGCAAUAUGUUCCGUUCAUCCAUAGGUCCAAUGAUAAUGGAAUGAGUUUUGGUUGGUAUAUCCUGCAUGAAAUGUCACGAGAUAGCUGUCAGGAUUAUCCUUCCAUGCUGAAGCUAGAGUCGUUCCUUGGCCUUAUAUAUUUUUUUAUUUUUCAUUUACACGAAACAGGGGUGCUGUAGGGUGUAUGCUGUUGGUUGAUCGUGAUUGUGACGUUACGUAAAUGAGAAACUUCAAUUAAAGCAGCGUCGAAAUAUCAUGGAUACAUGAGGUUUAUAGAUGGAUGAUCGUGUGAGCAUCAGUCUCUUAUUUUUCUGGCCAGGCGGGGAUCCAAAACCCCUUGCGACAACCACCAUGAAGUUGCUACAUGGUCCUAUUUUUGGGACGAAGUGACGAAUAGACACUCUUGAGAUCCACGUAGCAUAACAUGAUAACGAAAGUAUCUUAUAGAUGUUAAAAAGCUGCAGGAAGCUAAACAUUUUGACUUGUCUCUUUACGUAUUGUAAGGCUUUCGUGCCAUUUUUUAACUUCGACAAAAUUUCCCCCGAACGAGAACAAGAGGACAGAGUACAGCAACGAGGACCUCUUCGGUUCCAACGAUCUCUGUAAUCUGUCAAAAGGUUCGUGUUGUAUUCCCAAAAAAAAAAAAAAUCUUGUUUGCCUUGUGAUUACAAGAUCUGUAAUCCCUGGGAAUAGAAUGGGAGUAUAAAGAAAAACUGAUAUAUCAGUCAUUAAAUCAAUACUUUUCGCCCACGAGGAUGGCAAAGUGGCUAGUUGUAAAACAAGCCAAUGAGACGGUGAACUUAUCAAUUGAUUUUCUAUUUUAUUUGAAAGAUUGCCAAUGCUCUGAUGGACAUUUAUGGCGUUUAAUGA